Paramuricea clavata is the source of this 1845-nucleotide messenger RNA. The record is from the annotation of a GenBank genome assembly. NCBI's taxonomy places the organism in Eukaryota, Metazoa, Cnidaria, Anthozoa, Malacalcyonacea, Plexauridae.
AUGGAAGUACCUGAAACCUCGAUACGUUUAGAAAACAUUGACGAUUUAUUUUAUCCAAACAGAGAUACAAUGAAGGAAGAAUUUCCUCGUAGCAUUCUGGUGAUUGGAAGACCUGGGAUUGGAAAAACGGUCUUGACGGAAAAAAUUCUCCGUAACUGGGCUAAUGGAAUUGAUGAAUAUUAUUACGACACGGUUGCUUUCUCUUUCAAAUUCAGAUGGUUGAACGAGAAUUUUAACAAAUUAGCAAAUAUAUCCCUUAAGACAUUUCUUCGGUUUGGGACGAGACUGAAUGAAGAAACGUUUGAAAGUAUUUACGAAGAAAUUGCAAAAGAGCCAGAAAAAGCCAUUCUUAUCUUUGAUGGCUUAGACGAAUAUCACGGCGACCUCAUAAGUUGCUUAGACCAAUCUCGCCUCAUUCCAAACGAUCCCAAUACUGACACGUCAGCAAUAAAUUUAUUCAUUAAACUAGUUUUGGGCGACUUGUUGAAAGGAGCAACGGUUGUAGUAACGAGCAGACCGACUGCAGAUGGUUUUUACUCCAGACUUGAAUUUGAUCGAAAUGUGGAGAUCAUUGGUUUCACCUCCGAUAAAAUUGAAGAAUAUGUCAGCCGAUUUUGUGACAAUAAUAACACGAGCGACCUCAAAACGAAGAUAUGGAACCAUAUAAAAACCUCAUCAGAACUGUUAAACUUAUGUUACAUUCCAAUCAACUGCUUUAUAGUGUGUGUUACCCUCUCCGGACGCCUUAUCGAUAGUGACCAAAGAAAUGAAACUGGCGCUCUUCCAACAACACUGACAGAACUUUACCAGACAGCCAUUGAUCAUUUUGAGAAACAUAAUCACAGAAGUGCAGACAGAAACUCUACGGCACAUGAAGCGUUAAAGAAACUUCAACGAUUAGCAUUCCUUGGUAUGGAAAGCGGGCAACUGAUUUUUGAUCAAGUAUUAUUUGAUGUAAAAAUGAAAACGUCAGGUUUAUUGAACAGUUUAUCCAAUCCUAUUUUCCCACUACAAACACAAUUUUGUUUUAUCCAUUUAACCAUACAAGAAUUUCUUGCCGCAAGACACGUGACUGAAACAUUUGUUCCACUCCAAAUAAAGAAGUUUAUUUCCGAUCAUGUUGAAAGUGGUAAAUGGCAUUUAAUUAUUCACUUCAUUGCAGGACUUUUGAGCAAGAAAAGGUUUCAUAGGGAAUACAAGGAUUGUAUUUUCGCAAUUGGUGAAAGCCUCCAAGUUACUCAUGGUAAAAUUGAACUUAAUUACAACGAAGUGUUUGUGAUGAAGUGUUUAAGGGAAGUGGACGAUGAAGAGAUUGUUAAAGAAGUUUGUGAGACAACUACUUUGAACGAUGUUGUAAAGCUACACAAUGGUUUAUAUCACGUUUCUCCAAGUGACUGGGCAGCGGUGAGUUAUAUUUGCAAACACAUGAAGAAUUUGGCAAAUUUAGUUUUGUCUACCACUGUAGAUGAAUAUUACCUUCUGGAGGUUCUACAAUUGCUACGAAAAAGAUGCUUAAAUCAACUACAAUUGUCUGGGGGUAGAUUUGACACUGUUAUAGAUGUGGAACGAGUAUUUAGCGCAUUAAUGGAAUUAAACUGCACAUUAGACCACAAGCACACUAAGCUGACUUCGUUAACACUUCAUGAUUUUGGCAUGACCGAAACAGGUUUACUAAUGAUGUGCAGAUUUUUUCGUAACGGGUAUGCCAGCCAACUUACGUGCUUAGAUCUAAAUUGUAUUGGAAUUCGGACACAUGAAAUUUCGGAACUUCGUGAAGUCCUUAACAAUGGACAUUGUUCAAAUCUUACCUAUUUGGAUAUUGGAAAUGAAUUAAUACGUGAUUAG